GACGAUGAACCACCUGAGAUAACAUACUGUGUCGUGGAAAAUACAGGAACACUUUCACUGCAAGCGAUGACACCAACGCAGCCAAUACCGGCACAAGAUGAAUUAGAUGCUAAAUUCGCAGAACUUGUGGAGGAACUGGAUCUAACCGCACCUAAUAAGACUGCCAUGAUGAAUUUGCCACCGCAGAAGAAAUGGCAGAUUUACUGCUCGCGUAAGGGAGGCGAAGACGUUGUGGACCAAGCGCGAGCUCCCGAACAUUACGUUGAAAGGUUGCGAGCACUUGCCACAUUGGCAUAUCCUGAUGGUAAUGUCGAUGAAGAUCUGAGGUCAAGAACCAAACAAAUUGAUGGGUUGAAGACGGCCUUGCGUACUUCCACCCACAGUUUUGUCAUCAAAUUUAUCGAACUGGAUGGGCUGCCGGCCUUGCUGCAAUUUUUAGAGCGGAUGGAUUAUUCUACAGCAGAAAGUUCGAUACACACCAGCAUCAUUGGUUGCGUUAAAGCGCUUAUGAAUAAUUCCACCGGCAGAGCACAUGUGUUAGCGCAUCCAGUCAGCAUAAACACAAUAGCUCAGUCAUUGAGUACUGACAACAUAAAAACCAAAAUAGCUGUUUUAGAAAUUCUGGGCGCAGUGUGCUUGGUCUCGGGCGGCCAUAAGAAGGUGCUGGAUGCGAUGCUACAUUACCAACAGUACGCUUUUGAGAGGACGAGGUUUCAAGGGAUAAUCAACGACUUGGACCGCGACGUCGGAAAGUACAGGGACGAAGUCAAUCUAAAAACUGCCAUAAUGUCUUUUAUUAACGCCAUGCUCAACUACGGAUUAGGGCAGGAGAAUUUAGAGUUUCGCUUGCAUUUACGAUACGAGUUCCUUAUGUUAGGGAUACAACCGGUUAUUGACAAACUUCGACGGCACGAGAACGAAACACUGGACAGGCAUCUCGAUUUUUUCGAAAUGGUACGAAAUGAAGAUGAAAAAGAACUGGCGAGAAAGUUCGAGUUGGAACAUGUUGAUACAAAAAGCGCAACGUCAAUGUUUGAAGUCAUACGAAAGAAACUUAGUCACACGCCUGCCUACCCUCACUUCCUCUCACUAUUAGAGCAUUGCUUACUUAUACCUUUAGACUAUGGCUCGCAUCCCCAGCACUGGUUGCUAUUUGAUCGGAUCGUCCAACAGAUCGUUCUGCAGCAAAGCGAAGUGGAGGUCACAACGAAACCUAAAAACCCAGACGUAGCGCCUAUCGAUAUCAACGUGAAAGAAAUCGUACACUUACUUGCCAAAGAAGAGGAACUCGUAGCCGCCCGAAACAAGGCCGAGGAACUUGAACACGAAAAUGUGGACUUAUCCAAUCGAUUGGCGAAGAAAGAGCAGGAGCUCGAUCAACGUACGCAAGAAAAAGAAGAUUUCGAAUCUAGUCUAGCUCGAAUAAAAGAGCGUUUGGAAAAAGAAACGGCAGCUCACAUCGAUACCCGCCAACGGCUAGGGGAACUGGAAUACAGAGCUGCCGAUUUGGACCGUCAAGUUUCAUGUGAACGAGGCGAACGAUUCCGCUUAGAAAGGCUCGUUAGUUCGGGUAGCAUACCUGAUGACGCUAAAGUGAUAGGGCUACAAUCGGUAGUAGAUGUAAAUAAUUUAGAAUACAGUAGUUUUAAUUCCGGCCCGCCUCCACCCCCGCCGCCGCUUGCACCACCCCCACCUCCAGCUCCCGGUCCUCCACCGCCACCUUGCGCGCCACUCGCACCACCCGUUGCGCCUCUCAAAAUCGAAGUGGCCAAGAAAAAUAUACCCCAACCGUCGAAUCCGCUCAAAUCAUUCAACUGGUCCAAACUACCCGAAUCGAAAGUUUCCGGAACCAUUUGGAGUGAACUCGACGAUACAAAAUUGUACAGUACUAUGGAGCUGGAUUGCAUUGAUAAGCUAUUUUGCGCCUACCAAAAGAAUGGGGUGGCGAAUGACGGUUCCGUCGAAGAUCUGAGACAAUUAGGUAAAAACCGAAAUAAGGUUCUUUCGGUUAUUGACGGAAGACGUGCCCAAAAUUGUACGAUAUUACUAUCGAAACUGAAGAUGUCUGAUGAGGACAUUUCCAAAGCAAUUUUGAGCAUGGAUUACAAAGAGCAGUUACCCAUAGAUAUGGUCGAGCAGCUGUUAAAGUUUACUCCUAGUCCUGAAGAGCAAGCACUGUUAGAAGACCACAGUGGUGAUAUUGACUCGCUGGCGAGAGCUGAUCGAUUUCUUUAUGAAAUUUCAAAGGUUCCACAUUACGAGCAACGAUUAAGAAGUCUGCAUUAUAAAAAACGCUUCCAAGUGACUUUACACGAGAUUCUACCUCGGAUUUCAAGUGUGAUGGAGGCGUCUAGAGAGGUGGCGCGAUCUCGCCGUCUUCGGCGGUUAUUAGAAAUAGUACUAGCAUUAGGUAAUUACAUGAAUCGAGGGGCUCGAGGGAACGCCAUUGGGUUUAGAUUGGCUUCACUGAACCGGCUAGCCGACACUAAAUCGAGCGCCGCCAAGGGAACAACUCUCUUGCACUAUUUGGUGCAGAUUCUCGAGAAGAAGUUUAGAGACAUUCUACGGUUAGAUGAAGAUGUACCACAUAUCCGAGAUGCUGCUAAAGUCUCAUUAGGGGAGUUGACCAAGGAUAUGGGCCAACUUCGAGCAGGUCUCAAAGAUGUAGCUCGUGAAAUUGAAUUUCAUCGAGGACAAAGCCCAUUAGCUAACGAUAAAUUUGUUCCUGUAAUGCGAGAGUUUCAAGCGACUGCUACCUGUCGCUUGGCAGAAGUGGAAGAUCAAUUCCAAGAUAUGAAGACUCGAUUUGAAAGAGCGGUGCGAUUGUUUGGUGAAGAUCCGACGGCGAUGCAACCAGACGAAUUCUUCGGUAUUUUCGAUUCGUUCUUGACGUCGUUCAUGGAGGCGCGCCAGGACAAUGAGAAUAUGCGCAAGCGUCAAGAGGAGGAAGAGAAACGGGCAAAACAAGAGGCGGAAUUAAAGAAGCUCACCUUGGAGAGGAAGCACACGCGUGAAGGUAUUUUGUCGACAAUUAGCAAAAGUAUAAACCUAAAGAACGGGGACAACGGCGGCGCUAAAGGAGAGUUUGAUGAUUUGAUUUCUGCCCUUAGAACAGGUGAUGUGUUUGGUGAGGAUAUGGCCAAAUUUAAAAGGUCGCGAAAGAAUAGGACAGGUUCCAGUGGGAAUUCGCCGCCUCGACGAAAUUCGGUAAAUAGGGAAGAUAGUAGAGAACGUGUUGUUACGGCCAGUAGACGACAGUAAUUUUGGUAGGUGUUUUUAUAAUAUUUACAUAAGUUCAUUUUGAUCCCUUUACCAUGUUAACCAUACUAUAUAUACAUAGGCGUGCGCUUGACUUUGAUAGAAAUCAAACUUUAUCAUUAGCCUUGGACCAAUAAACAAUGAUCUUUUUUAUGGCAAAAAUGUGCAUAUGACGAAUUAGUGUAUUUUGUAUUGUAAUUAACACCAAUGUAAGCUUUUUUACGUACUUCAAUUUGUAUGUUUGUAUAAUGUAGACCAUAGUUUAUUACAUGUUUAAUUAUGAUAUCAGAAUAACAAAAUAACAAUUGUGCUCUGAAUUAAAACGGAACUGAUACAAUAAAUAUUUAGA
This is a messenger RNA of Photinus pyralis (common eastern firefly), 3607 nucleotides long. It is a transcript of the gene DAAM, whose product is annotated as disheveled-associated activator of morphogenesis 1. The record is from RefSeq and is a predicted model, not a curated record. Gene Ontology annotation, molecular function: small GTPase binding; actin binding. Gene Ontology annotation, biological process: positive regulation of actin filament polymerization; actin cytoskeleton organization. NCBI's taxonomy places the organism in Eukaryota, Metazoa, Arthropoda, Insecta, Coleoptera, Lampyridae.